GCUCAGUUCACGACCAUACGCAAGAUACCGUCUCGCGUCACCACAUCGCGACAAAAUUCAAGCUUUGCGACAACCACGAUGUCGGUCGACUACCUCCUCCACGAAAGCCCUAUCGGCUAUGCGGUCUUCAAAGUAAUUUUGCAGCCCGACACCAUUGGCAACCGCCUUGCCGAAGUCCAGAAGGCCGUGCAGGACCUUGACAAGUUCGGAAAGACUGUCGAGCUUGUCGGUCUUGCGCCGUUCCAAGGAACCCAGGAUGCGCUCCAGGAAAUCAAUGACAUUUCUGAGGGUAUCCUCUCCGACUUCCUGCGCGCGACUCUCGAGACCAAUCUCCCAAAGGCUGGCAAGAAGAAGACCAUCACCCUCGGUCUGAGCGAAAGCAAUCUGGCUGGAAGCAUCAAGGCCGCCUUCCCCAACCUCGCCUGCGAAACCGCCCAAACCUCUGAAGUCGUCUCUGACCUUCUCCGUGGUCUCCGCCAGCACUCCGGCAAGCUUAUCAAGAAGCUCCAGCCCGGCGAUAUCGACCGUUCCAUCCUUGGUCUCGGUCACGCAUACUCUCGUGCUAAGGUGAAGUUCAGCGUCAACAAGCAGGACAACCACAUCAUUCAGGCUAUUGCUACCCUCGACCAGGUCGACAAGGACCUGAACCAGUUCUGCAUGCGCCUUCGUGAGAACUACGGGUGGCACUUCCCUGAGUUGUCGAAGAUUAUUCAGAACAACGACCAGUACGCUAAGGUUGUUCUCGAGAUCGGCAACAAGUCUCGCCUUACCGACGACGAUACCCACGACCUUGCCGCUAUCGUCGACGAUGAUGAGGCUGUUGCGACUGCCAUCAUCAAGGCUGCUCGCACAUCCAUGGGUCGCGACCUCUCUGAGGCCGAUAUGGAGAUUGUCAUGGCCUUUGCUAAGCGCACCGCCUCGCUCGCUGCCUACCGCAAGCAACUUUCCAACUACCUUGGAAGCAGGAUGAACCAGGUUGCGCCUAAUCUGGCUGCUUUGAUUGGUGACACCGUUGGCGCUCGUCUCAUCUCCAAGGCCGGAUCUUUGACAAACUUGUCCAAGUACCCUGCCUCCACUGUUCAGAUUCUCGGUGCUGAGAAGGCUCUGUUCCGAGCUCUUAAGACCAAGGGCAACACCCCCAAGUACGGUUUGAUCUACCACUCGUCGUUCAUUGGCAAGACUGCAGCCAAGUCCAAGGGCAGAAUCUCGCGUUUCUUGGCCAACAAGUGCUCCAUCGCCUCCAGGAUUGACAACUUCUCCGAGACACCUACUUCUAAGUUCGGUGAGGCGCUCAAGCGCCAGGUCGAGGAAAGGAUCGAAUUCUACUCUUCCGGUGCGCCACCCUCAAAGAACGCUGCCGUUAUGCAGGCCGCUAUGAACGCUGUCAUGACCGAUAUCGGUAUUCCUGACCCCACCGCUACCGCGACUGAGGACGUCGAGAUGGCCGAUGGUGUUACAGCCGGCGCGACCGAACAGGCUCGUCGCGAGAAGAAGGAUAAGAAAGAGAAGAAGAAGGACAAGAAGUCUAAGGGCGACGAGGAGGUCUCCGAGAAGAAGUCGAAGAAGGAGAAGAAGAGGAAAGCAGAUGACGACGAUGGCGAGAGCAAGAAGAAGAAGAAGAGCAAGGCAUGAUCAACCACUCCCUCGAUAUGAAAAGUUGAUGUAUCAUUGUUUCUGUAUUCUUGCAUAUACUCCCAUCGGCGUUCUAGGGCCGGGAAGGCGUUCGGCGGCGUUUUCGAGCAUAGGGUCCGUUGUGUGACCGCUUUGCAACGGUAUCUAGUUUCAAUCUCUGAGAUGAAUGUUCAUGUUUUUCGACCAGCUAUGAUCGCUAGUGAUUCACGCAGCAGCGCGAUCGGUAGCGCGUGUUUCAUAUCGUUUGGAGCAUCGACAGUGAACCUAGAUUUAUCUUUAUCUAUUCGCCCAGUAAUAUUGGC
Molecule: messenger RNA, 1934 nt
Organism: Didymella exigua CBS 183.55
Lineage: Eukaryota; Fungi; Ascomycota; Dothideomycetes; Pleosporales; Didymellaceae
Product: Nop-domain-containing protein
Exons: 4
Coding region: 79-1632 (517 amino acids)
Cellular component (GO): box C/D methylation guide snoRNP complex; small-subunit processome
Molecular function (GO): snoRNA binding
Source: RefSeq, a predicted model, not a curated record